AUGAUUGCUCUUUGUACACAUUCAACAGGAACCUUACAACAUCAGUACGUUGGAAAAAGACUUUCCAGCGGAGUGUCUCUGCAUCGCCACCAUAGAAGUGUUGAUAAGGUGGAGAGAAUCCACCAAAAAACUCUUCAUCUAGAUUCACAAGGAACUAUACACAAGGUAGAGGCUGAGGACCAUAUAAUAAUAGAAAAUCGACUUCCCGAACGAGAAAAACGAAUUCCAAUGGAAGGGGAAUACGUCAUCAAUGAUUAUAGUGAAGGUGAAAUUGGUCCUAUACAUGCAAAAGCGAAAGUUGAUUUGCGACUUGUUGUCAAAAGAAAACAGACAGCCUUCCUCAAAGCAGAAAAACAAAUUCUCCACGACGAUGACAUCAUCUUUAAAAAGAUUGAAAAGAAGGUGGAUAUUGGAAGUGUAUCUGUAAACUUAACCAGAGCAUUGUCGUGCAUACACAACUAUACGGAUAAAUCGGACGAAAACAGAGCAUUGUGUGUAAACAAUCUUCGAAACGCACUCUUAAGUGUAAAGACUGUUCAGCUCAUUGCGUUUUGCGACAAGAUAUUUAGAAAACAAUGCAAAGUUGAUGACGUUUUGUGCAAAGACGAAAGAUAUCUUUUCCUUGAUAUUUUAUCUCGAAAUGAUGACCAAGAUAUACAAAGGCUUAUUGUUAACCAUUUCCUCAAAAGCGAUCACAAUGAUGACGAAGCUCUCCGACGGAUUUUCAUCCACGUUGCAGCUCUAACACGACCAACAGAGGAACUGAUUUCAUGCAUUGCAAGAAAAUGUUUUGGAGAAAACGGAACACAGCAUGGAUCUCGAAAUUUAACCAAGACAACUCAAAGGGCAUGUUUAGCUCUAGGGAAUAUUGCUAGAACAAUUUCGUCAACUAAUAUGACUAGAGCAGAGGAGCUGAUGGCAAAAGUAGCAUCCUGGAUACAUGCACAGGAUAGUGGAGUUAAGUUUCGCUACACCCGCUCCGUGGGAGAGUACAAUCCCGCUGUUAACGACGACCAUAUGCUAUCGAAAAUGGCUUUGUUACAUACACUGGGUAACGCCGGAUUAGAGAGUUCUAAGCCACACAUCCUGAUGUAUUUGGAACCCAAUUUUAAACACUCAGCAUGGAGGAGAGCUGCUAUUGAAGCUACACGUCACUUUCAUUGCCGUGAGAGUGCAGUGGCAUUACUAACAAUUCUUAAUAAUGACAACAUCAUUAGUGUGCGGAAAAUGGCUUUGGAAAGAUAUAAAAAGCACCCAGAGAGAAAUCACAUGUCUGAAGAAGAGGAAAAUAUCAUACUCAGCAAGUCGUAUACUUACCCAGUUGUCGCCCGUGUGAGAAGGGGCCUGCUGGAUGUCUUGUUCGAACCAAUUGUUGACUUUCUUAUCGCACUACCCGAAUUUCACUGGAAGAAAGAAAUAGGAAAUGCUAAAAUUGGAGCGAGCUUUGGACUGGAUUUUGUAAACAAAAUUCAUCUAAGAAUAGCCCUGAUUCAAGGUUUUUUCCGGAUUGAUAUCCACGAUCGACUGUUUGCAGAGGCCCACAUCGGAAUAAUAAAUUUCCAGAAAUAUAUACUUCUAAUAGACGUUUGCUACAAAGGACAUAUUGAAUACAAUCUAAAUCUCCUUAAGGAUUAUGUUUUUGAUAAAACUGGAAACAUGAUCAAAGAAUAUGACAAGCUUGCGCAGUCUAUCGUCUCCCCUAUUGUACAAGCUGCGAAGGGAAUCUCAAAUAUAUUUGAAGGCGCCAAGGCGAGACAAGGGGUGUUUGGUGAAAUUACCAGGUCAGUCAAAAGUAUUCCAACCCAGAUGGAACAACUAGUUGAAGCGUCCACAGAAUUUGUUUCCAAAAUGAAUCAUCUGGAUGGCGUACCAGUCUUCAGACACGCUAAAGAACUGGCCAAUAAAAUACAAGCCUUCGCAGAAUCAGUGAAAAGUGACGCAGUCGAAUUCUACAAUAGAGUGUCUGAUGCAGCCCUUGUAUCUUUUCCAUAUUCUGAACAAGAAAUGGUCAACGCUCUUAACUCUAUCAUCAAGGUCCAGAAAAAAAUAUCUGAUCAUCCACGACAAGGAUUUGCAGAAAUAGAUCAGGCAAAAUUAAGAAUGAAAAUGGCUAUGUCCCGGUUAAUAGAAGCUAAAACAAAGCUUACAGAAACACUAUCAGCUGAUCAAGGGUCAAUGCCAGAAUGGCUUUCAGUAUCUGAGGACAUGAAUGUAUUCAAAGACAAACUUCAAGAGCUUCGAGUAGAACUGCGAGAACACAUUACGCUUCCCUUAGACGUUGAUAGUUAUAAUCUACAGAUGAUGAUUGUAAUGCCAGUAAAUGGAAUGGUCUUUAGGUCUGGUAAUUCAGAUGAGCUCCGGAUAGUACCAGUUAUUGAUGACAUGAAAGAAUUCGAAAUUUUUCUAGGAAACGUUGAAAUAAAAAUAUCAAUUGAUGACCGUGGUACCUAUGUUAAGUCAGGUGGAAUAAUAGCAAGCCCAGGUGGUAGUAAUGGUUGCAAAGACGAGUACUUCCAUUUAGCAAUGAAAAAUUCAAAAUCAUCUCAUCACAUUGAUCCUUCAUCAUUUGUUGACAAUGUCGAUUUACUACCAAAAUGGAAAGAAGAAUGCAAAGAAUUCACUUUUAAACACAUUGGUGUAAAUGAUCUAGGUAAACUAGGUAAAGGUUUUAUGGAUCUGUUGAAAAAAUUUGUCAAAAGAGCUCUGGAAUGGGUGAAAACGCAUGUUCUUGAUAUAAUAAUGAAACUAUUACCAGACAGUCCAAUUCUUGGUAAAAUUGGGAAAAUCGCAAAAGCAUUCUUGGGCAUUAUAAAUUCAGCAAGUAACCUUGGUAAUAUGUUUGCUGAUAUGGGUGAAAGUGGUAAUACCUUUGGCGAUUUUCAUUCCAAUAUGGAUGCAUUUGGUGACAUGUUCAAAGGGGUUGGCGAGCUUGGAAAAAAUGCUGGAAUAUUGUUGACAGAAGUUGGAGUUCCUGAAGAAAUAACGCAUGGUUUUUCAAAUUUUGCAAACGUUGCUAACUUAGUAGGUAGCGGUUUUGACAUUACUGGCGAUCUAGUUGGAAGUGGUGCGGACUUUGAAAGUGGUAAUGCUUUAGGUAUUGCCGGUGAUUUACUAAAAGAUACUGGUGAAAUUGCCGGCGAUUUAAAACAUGUUUUGAAUGAUGCCGGAAUUUCAAACCACAUUACAGAUGCUUUAGGCAUUGUUCAAACUGUGACGAACGGUGCUGAAAGUGUCAUGGACACAAUAAACAAAGUAUCAUCGGGAGAUGAGUUGAGUGGAGACUUUUCAGGGAUCGUAAAUACUAUGUCGUCAACAGUCAGUGAUAUAUCAGGAACGGCAAGUCAUCUUUUGCAUGAAGUAGGUGUGUCCUCUGAUGUUACAGAUGUUUUUGAUAAGAUACAGAAGGGUGCAGAUGACGUAAGUGGUAUUGUGGAUAGUAUGACUAAUUUUGACGCGAGUAAGAAUGGUGAUGCUUCGGUUUUAGAUACAAUACAAAGUGUGUCAAAAAAUGCAGGAGCUUUUUCUGGGAGAAUGGCAAAUUUUUUGAAUGAUAUAGGCGUAUCAAAGGAAAAUACAAAAAUACUGAGGCAUAUACAGACAGGCGCAAACGGGCUUGCUGGGUUUACUUCUUCCAUUGAAUCAACAGUUAAUUCGUUCAGUGAUACGUCUGGAAACGUGUUUGCUGAAUCAUCAGAACGUGCGUUUGGAAUUGCUGAUGUAUCCAGCUCGUUAAAGCACUUUUUGAGUGGAGUUGGAGUUUCGGGUGAUGUAACUAAUGUACUAGGUGACAUAGAAAUGGUGGCAAACACAGUAAAUGGUGUUUCCCAUACAGCUGGAACCAUUGUAAGUGAUAUCAAAGAUAUACAUCCUGGACUUGCUGACCCCAAGAAAAUAUUAAGCAGCAUUUCUGGUGUCGCAAAAAGUGUUGAAAAUGGCAUUUCUGAUAUGAGUGAAUUGUUUUCCGAGCUCGGAAUGUCCAACGAGAUAUUGGAUGCAAUAUCACAGAUAAAGAAAAGUUCUAAAGAUUUUUCAGGUUUGGCUGCAAGCGUUGAAAAAACUUUUGGUGAUAUUUCCAACAUUACAAAAAGUGGAGGAAUAAAUAAAUUUGCAAGCAGUCUUUCAAAACUUGCGUCAAAUGUAAAACAAGGUGCUGCAUCUAUCGGGAAAUUUACCACAGUGUUGAGAAAUAAAACUUUUACUGAAAGUCCUCUACAAAAUGACACCUCAUCGUCAGGGAUAAGUGACAUAGUUUCAAAAUUUAAAAACGUAGAAACCGUUGCAAAGGCUAUAACAGAAACAUUCAAGGGAUCUCCAAUCAUUGCCAGAAGUCCAGAUGGAGGUUUACUGGGGAAAGUGAACGUCGGUGCAAUGACUGUCGAUGACUUUUUAUCUUCUGCAAAUGAUGCUGCAGACGAAAUACGUUCGAAGUUACCUGAGAUAGAUACAUUGAUUAGUACACUUGUCAACGCUACAGAAAAUGUUCCCCUCCAGUCAUUGAUAUCUGCAUCAUAUGAAACAUUCCAGGACAUUGCAAACCAGUAUGACUUGACUCUUGAUGGGGACAAAACGUCAAUGACAUCAAUGGUUUACUUAUUGCCCGGAAAAGAUGGCCUUAUACAAAUACCUAAGAUGACUAUUGAAAUAAGUGGUGGUUUCCAAGCCGUUUUAUCAGGAUCCAUGGAGCUGACGGAAAACUUUGAACUUUUGUUAAGUUCUUCUAUAAAGACUUGCAUUCCAAAUGUACAGAGAUGUUUCCCACGUGUGAAAAUUCUCGAUAAUUUGAAAGUUAAUUUAAACUUUACUACAACAUCAGAAUAUCCUAAAAGGAAAAAAAGAAUGGCUUUGAUGUCAGAAUUUGGUGCAGGUGGAGCUAUUGGAAUGUCAAUUUCAAGUGAUGUCCGAUCGAAAAGUGGAACAUCUGUAUUUGUUAUUGCUCCUUGGAUAUCUGGAGAGGUAUAUGGCGGUGUAUCAGUCAGUUUACUUAUCGCAAGCGGAGGACUAAGACUAAUUGGUUACAUAAUGAAAACUAGAUUCCCUUACACAACGGAGACUUACCAAUCGAAAUCACCAGUAGAAGUUGUACAAAAACUUGACGUCGAGUUAAUUCCUUUGGAACUAAAACUUUGUGCUUGGGCAAAGGUAUUUGGAGCAACCGUCUUCGAGAGCUGCUUUUGGAAGUGGAGUUGUCCUCCAAUUAAGUGGAAUAUUUUUACAAGGAGAAAGUUUGGGAAACGAGGAAAACCGCCGACAUUUGCCAAUGGGUGCAAAAUCAAACAACUACAAGGACGACAUCCAACAGAUACAGCUUUUCACUUAGAAACAUAUCCAGAAGAUGAGGGAAGUGAUCUAAAAUUAUCAUAUGCAAUUGGAACAAAUCCUGGAGGUACAGAUGUGUUAAGUUGGCAAAACUUUCAGGGAACAAGUCUUGUAUCCCCUGCUAGGUUAGAGAACGGAAUACCUCUUCACUGGACUGUCAAAGCAAGAAACACGGAAGGCUUGGAAACUGUAGCGCAAUGUUCAUUACAAACAUAUGACAACACUAAUCCCGACGGCCGAGUGGAAGCAACCUAUCCUUACUCUUCCCAUCCUGGUUCUUUGUCAGGUUCUGUGAUGAUUCUUGAUGAUUCGCCAUUAAUCAAAAAUAAUUUGAAAGCAUUGGGCUACAGUCCUGGACCUUACGGGAGCGAAGUGAUUCCUUGGUAUAAGUUAGACCUACAUUCAUCCAGUGAAAGAAAGGGUAUAUAUUCCGAUCUCAAGCACUUUUCACAACGAAGAGAAGGAAAGUUAACUGCGAUUCCUGUAAAGUCUUUCGAAACAAACGACGAAACCGUAAGGACCUUUCGCAUCUCUGCAGAAGACGGGAACGUACAGUAA
Ostrea edulis (European flat oyster) is the source of this 5874-nucleotide messenger RNA. RefSeq lists its product as uncharacterized. The record is from RefSeq and is a predicted model, not a curated record. The transcript is spliced from 25 exons. Bases 1 to 5874 code for a protein of 1957 amino acids. Gene Ontology annotation, biological process: lipid transport. Gene Ontology annotation, molecular function: lipid carrier activity. NCBI's taxonomy places the organism in Eukaryota, Metazoa, Mollusca, Bivalvia, Ostreida, Ostreidae.